AUGAACUCCCAGUUCAAAAUCAUCGGGCACACUAUUCCCUGCUCUUCCAUUUGUGAAGACUACCACGCAGUUAAGACAGACAGACCAUUGCAAUUAGCAAUCAGGCAAUACAUCUCACUCAACAACACCAAUCUCAGUCAGAAUGAAAUAUCGAUCAUAGCAGGACAUGCGAAUGGUAUUCCCAAGACUUAUGAGCCUCUUUGGGAUGAGCUGAUGAUAAGCUUCGAGGGGAAAAUCAAGGCUAUCUGGUUCGCGGACUGCUCCAACCAAGGCGCCAGUGUAGUGUUGAACGAAGAUAACCUUGGAGAUGAUCCGAACUGGUUUGACCACUUUCGAGAUCUGCUGGGCACGGUGAACCGUUUCAGUGAUCAGAUCCAGCCUCCAGUCGUGGGAGUAGCACAUAGUUUCAGCUGCUCGCAAUUUGUUCAUCUGUCUAUAAUGCACCCCCGACUCUUGCAUUCUCUCAUCUUUCUCGAGCCCAUGAUU
This is a messenger RNA of Aspergillus aculeatus ATCC 16872, 486 nucleotides long. RefSeq lists its product as uncharacterized. The record is from RefSeq and is a predicted model, not a curated record. NCBI's taxonomy places the organism in Eukaryota, Fungi, Ascomycota, Eurotiomycetes, Eurotiales, Aspergillaceae. The transcript has 4 exons. The annotation marks the transcript as partial.